AGCUUUCGAGAAUUAUGUUUACUAUGUUUUUUUUUAUUUGUUUGUGUAGUUCUAUUUUCCGCUGCAGUUUACUUUGCCGAAGUUGAUGCUAGCGAAGAACAAUUUCCAAGUAUUAUUGAUGCAUUUUGGUGGGCAGUAGUCACAAUGACUACAGUAGGAUAUGGUGAUAUGAGACCUGUAACAAUGUGGGGAAAGAUUGUUGGUUCAAUGUGUGCAAUUGCUGGUGUUCUAACGAUAGCACUUCCUGUACCUGUCAUUGUAUCAAACUUCAAUUAUUUUUAUCAUAGAGAGUCAGAAAGUGAAGAACUUACUACUUAUGUUCAUGUUUCAGAUGAUCAAAAAGGUUUGAACUAUCCUGAUGAUAAAACUUCAGGUCAUUUUAAUGAAGAAAUAUUUGAAGAUAGAAAUCAAGAAAAACUUAAAAAAAGAAAAACAGAAAUAAUUUUACGACAAUCUUUUUCAAAACAAUCUGGUCGUGAAAGAAUCUCUUCUGUAUUAAGUAAUACUGCAAAAAAUAUCGAAGUAGAACUUAAAGAAGAAUCCAGUUGUAUGGGAUCAUUAGGUGAAUUAGGCAGUUUAUGUAUGGAAGCAAGAAAUUCUCAGGUGAAUACAAGUCAAGCCUCUUUAUCAUAUAGACAUCAUCAUCAAGCAUUUCAAGAGGUUAUGCAACAGCAUGAUAUGCAAACACAACGGUUUAAAGAUCUUUAUCCUCAACAAUCCAUAGCAUCUAAUAAUAAACGAAUUUCACUUUUAACACAUUCAACAGGUUUUCCAGAAGAAUCGUGUUUGGAAAAAAUCUGAUUCAUCAAUACUUAUUAUGUAUAUUCAUCUACUUAUCAUAUCUCCUAUUAUUCAGAUUUACUACAUUUGGGAAUUUAUAAAUAUUGGACAUAUAAUCUCUCAGACAAUCAUAAUUUAUACAAGCCUUCAAAAUA
Schistosoma turkestanicum is the source of this 935-nucleotide messenger RNA. The record is from the annotation of a GenBank genome assembly. Lineage: Eukaryota; Metazoa; Platyhelminthes; Trematoda; Strigeidida; Schistosomatidae.